Colletotrichum phormii is the source of this 1148-nucleotide messenger RNA. RefSeq lists its product as uncharacterized. Gene Ontology annotation, molecular function: FMN binding; oxidoreductase activity. The coding region runs from base 132 to 710 and encodes 192 amino acids. Lineage: Eukaryota; Fungi; Ascomycota; Sordariomycetes; Glomerellales; Glomerellaceae. The transcript is spliced from 5 exons. The record is from RefSeq and is a predicted model, not a curated record.
GCUACUUCAUUGAUAUAAGCACGAAGUCCAAUCUGGUCCUUGCUAAAUUCCAACGAUUGUCGUAAAAUCUUAGCCAGUAACUCACCUCAAUCAACGCCCGUUUUCUUCUUCUAAGCUCCGCAGACGCAAGCAUGUCAAGUCUUCUUCAGCCCGUUGUUAUCGGUAACCAACUCAGCCUAUCUAAUCGGGUGGUCAUAGGCUCAAUGACACGCAAUCGAUGCGUAAAUAAUUGCAAGCCCGGAAAUGAACAAAUUCGGCACUAUUCAGAACGAGCGAAAGACGGCGCAGGACUUAUCAUCGCAGAAGGCACUUUCGUUGACUGCCAAGGCUGUGAUUGGAAGUGGGCACCUCUCAUGAUCACUGAGGAUCAUGCACAAGCAUGGGAGAAGGUCACGGCGGCUGUACACGCCCAGGGUGGGAAGAUUUACUUUCAGCCAUGGCAUCUUGGCCGCUGCCAAAAUGACCAGAUUCCAAUCAUGCAAGAAAAGAAUCAUCCGGUCGUUGCACCCUCCAAGAUUCCAGCCCAGGGGGGGAAAUACCGUGAUCUUCCUGGCACUCCGGGACAUACUCAUAACAUCACCGAAAUAGAAGAUCCGCGAGAUUUUGUCAACAUGUAUAGACGUUCUGCCGUUCUCGCUAGAAAGGCAGGUUUCGAUGGUAUCGAGCUUUUAGCUCAGGGCGGAUAUCUCCCUCAACAAUUUCUCAACUAAACCGGUGCCGAUUCAUUCUGGAGGUGUCCGAUGCUUUGGCCGAAGUUUUUCGGUCCCGAGUUGGUAUGUAUCAAAAUCUGUCCCACCGACCAGACAAACGACUCUGUGGUCACUUAUGAAGAAAUGAAGGAUGUCUACACAUACCUCAUCAGAGAGCUUGUCAAAAGGCGGGUUGGCAUCAUCAACCUUUCUCGACGCGGCGCAAGCCAUAGAAGAGGAACAGGAGACUUCUUCGGGAACACUACGAGGCCGGGUGAUUUCCCUCUACCCUUGGGUUAUGGUCCGGUCAUGGACUUCGGACCUUUAGUCAAGUUUCCUAAUAGUCCUUCGAAGCUUAUGGCCAACUACGAUUAUACGGUCGACGAAGCAGAUCGUCUAGUCAGGGAUGGCAAGUUGGAUUUGAUCACAUUUGGCCGGCCUUUCAUUUACAACCCAGUG